AUGAUUUGCUGGGGCCAGCGGAAAGUGUGCGGCAUGCUGUGCAAGGACGAGAGCUUCUGCCGAUGCGGGAUCGGGGAAUGCAUUAAGGACUUCGCCAAGCAGGACCGAUUUCAUUGGAGGGAAACGGAUCUGGCGGAUGCCGUGCACGCCGCCAAUAUGCGGGGCCAAGAGUUCCUGAAAAAUCUGGACUCCAUGAUUCAGAUCCAGUCGAUCAGCAAGGGCAUUGAGCAUGAGACGCAGGCCAAACAGAGCAUCGAGCGCGUCGAGCAGCAACUGCUCGAGAUGGGGUACACCGUGGAGACGAUGGAGGUGAAACCCACCGUCGAGGGCGAGCAGACGGAGUAUGUGAUCUUUGCCGAAUACUUUUCCUCCCCGGCCAAGACCAACGUCGUCAUCUACGGCUACUUGGACGUGCCGCCCAUUGGGCCGGAGGAGCAGUGGACCCACGAUCCCUUCAAACUGACGCGUCUGGAUGGAAUGCUGUACGGCCGCGGAGUGGCCACGUCCAAGGGUCCGAUCAUGGCCUGGAUAUACGCCCUGGAUGCCUGGCAGAAGGAGAUCGGCGAUCUGCCCGUGAAUGUGCGCCUUGUCAUCGAGACGAGCCACUACCAGGGAAGCCAGGGACUGCGCGGCAUCAUCCACGACCGACCGGAUUUCUUCAGAACCGUGGACCUCAUCAUUCACUGCAGCCACUUAUGGAUCGCCGAUCAUGCGCCCAUGGUCCCCACCAGCCACACCGGGUACAUCUACUUUGAGCUGGAGGUGCAAGAAAAUAAAGCAGCCAGUGCCGAGAUGACGGCUCGAACGGAGCACGAGCCGAUGAGCGAGAUGUGCCAGCUGAUGAGCUCCCUGAUGGACAUCAAGAACGGUGUCCUGGUGAAGGACAUCAACAGGCAUGUGAUGCCGCCCACGCACAAGGACUGGGACAUUAUCUGCCUGGCGGAGGUCGGCACAAUGGAGUUGAAGGAGACGUACGACAUCGAACGGCUGCCGUACGAGCGCACCAAACAGGAGUACCUCAAGCACAAGUGGUGCCUGCCCAGGCUCUCGAUACACGACGUCCUGGUCAACCAGCCAACAAGCAUCCGCAAUCUCUACAAGCCCACGCGCAUCGUGUCAAAGUUCUCGGUGCUGCUGGUGCCGGAGCAGAGCAUGGAGUACGUGCGCUUCUUGAUCAAGGAUCAUUUGGACCGGGCCUAUAGGCGCCUCAAGUGCGUGCACAUCGCCCGCAUUCGGGUCGUUGACCAGCUGGCUCCGCUGAACGAGUCCCGGCACGAUAUCUUCCGCAAAUCCUUCAAGUACGCCUUCAACAGGGUGUUCGAGUGCAAGGUCCAUAUACCAGACACCAUCACCAUCAGCCUGCCGAUCGUGAACGAGCUGCGAAAGUUCUGCAUGCCCACAGCCCACACUUUAGCGGUGCCCUUCGCCUCGGUCCACCACCGCCCGUACACGGGGGACGAGUCGAUCAGCGAGGCGAUGUACGGCCAGAAUGUGGAGCUAUUCCUGACCCUGAUCUACGAGAUGGCGAUGGAGGCGGUGGACUGCAAGUGCAAAGUGGAGAAGGACUACUGCUUCAAGUCGGGCCAUGGCUCCGGUAGGGACUUCCGGCACGUAGUGGACGAGGAGCAGAACACCCAUGUCAUCCUGGAGAUGGAUGCGCCUCCACUGACCAAGAAGGAAAAACGCGAGGCCGUCAAACGAUCGGAGGACGCCAAGGAUGUAUUGCUCGGAGAAGACCGGGAAAGAACGCUUCAGUAA
Molecule: messenger RNA, 1758 nt
Organism: Drosophila miranda
Lineage: Eukaryota; Metazoa; Arthropoda; Insecta; Diptera; Drosophilidae
Product: cytosolic non-specific dipeptidase-like
Exons: 1
Coding region: 1-1758 (585 amino acids)
Biological process (GO): proteolysis
Molecular function (GO): peptidase activity
Source: RefSeq, a predicted model, not a curated record